Clarias gariepinus (North African catfish) is the source of this 3886-nucleotide messenger RNA. It is a transcript of the gene dsg2.1, whose product is annotated as desmoglein 2, tandem duplicate 1. Gene Ontology annotation, molecular function: calcium ion binding. Gene Ontology annotation, biological process: homophilic cell-cell adhesion. The transcript is spliced from 15 exons. NCBI's taxonomy places the organism in Eukaryota, Metazoa, Chordata, Actinopteri, Siluriformes, Clariidae. Gene Ontology annotation, cellular component: plasma membrane; desmosome. Bases 180 to 3635 code for a protein of 1151 amino acids. The record is from RefSeq and is a predicted model, not a curated record.
AGAUCCUCCUCUAAACUCUAAAGGUAAGGGUGUGUGUGUUGAUUCUGAAAGUACAGACUUGUUCUCUCUUCUCUAAUCGCUCAGCACCUGUAGUGGACUCGUUCAGCCGUUUAAAUCGAAGAAAACAACACCGUGUUCUACACCGAGUGCUGGACUGAAACCGAGCUCACGGUGCGGAAAUGGCCCGGCCGCGGCUUUCAGCGCCAAUUCUCUGCCUUUUCGCUUCCGUUAUUGGGUGUGUGUUUGAAGCUGGAGCCAAAGCAGAGCAAUCUAUAUCCCUCAAAAGGCACAGAAGAGAAUGGAUCGUCCCUCCACAAAUUUUGGAGGAGAAUGUUGACUACACUAAACAGGACUUUAUUGCUAGAAUUCGUUCAGACAAGGAAGACCUAAGUAAAGGUCCAAUAAGAUAUUCCUUGAGGGGCAUUGGUGCAGACCAGCCACCUUAUCACUUAUUCGUUGUGGAGCCUAAUACUGGCAAUGUUCGAAUAACUGGAAUCCUGGACCGUGAGAAAAUUUCCCAGUACAAUCUCUCAGGAGUUGCUACAUACCCAGAUGGCUCGGUGGCAGAGAAUGAUAUCCAGCUGAGGAUAAAGGUGAAAGAUCAGAAUGACAAUGCACCAGUUUUCUCGCCCAGCAGCCCAGGAAGUGUGAAUGAGCUCAGCCCUGUAGGUACAACUGUGAUGAAACUAGUAGCAACUGAUGCUGAUGAACCUGGGAAUCCCAACUCUCAAAUCUCGUAUAAAAUCAUUGAUCAGAAGCCUCCAGGCGACAUGUUUAGUAUCAACCAGAAUGGAGAAGUGAUUGUUGUAAAUGAAAACUUGGACAGAGAGUCAGUUGACCAGUAUGUACUUACUGUCAAAGCUUCAGACCUUAAUGGGGCUGAGGGCUGCCACUCAGGGACCUCAACGUGUACUAUCAGGAUAAUGGAUGUCAAUGAUAAUGUUCCAGUACUUGAGCGGGACACUUAUGAAGCCAGUGUUGAGGAGAACACAGAGAACGUAGAGGUGAUGAGAUUUAAGGCCUCUGAUAUGGACAUGCAGAACACUGAUAACUGGCAGGCUGAGUACAACAUUGUGUCAGGCAAUGGGGGUGGGCAUUUCAAGAUCGAGACCGAUCCAAAGACCAACGAGGGAGUCCUGAUGCUUGUCAAGUCUGUAGAUUAUGAAGAAGUAAAAGACAUGAAUCUGGGCAUCACUGUGAACAAUAAGGCUCCCUACUAUACAGGAGGAGGAGGAGGAGGAGGUGGUGGAGGAGGAGGUGGAGGUGGUGGUGGUGGAGGAGGAGGAGGAGGAGGAGGAAGCGGAAUGGCAACAGGAAUGGGAGCUACAGGAAUGACAGGCGGUGGGUCAGGAGGAUCUUCUAGCAAAAUCUACAAUAUGCAUGUUAAUGUAAAGAACCAGCCUGAAGGCCCAAGCUUCAUCCCCAAAGUGAAGGCAAUUCCGAUUUCUGAAAACGAGAAUGUUGAUAUAACAAAAGUUCUCACGACAUACACUGCUACCGAUUCGGACACAGGAAAGCCAGCCAAGGGAGUCAAAUAUGUUAAAGGCUCUGACAGAGACAACUGGCUAUCCAUUGAUGAGACAACUGGUGAAAUCAAAUUAAACAAAAAACCAGAUCGAGAGUCUCCAUACCUGGUCAAUGGGACUUACAUGGCAGAAAUCCUUUGCAUCAGUCAAGACAUGCCCGGUAAGACGGCCACGGGUACUGUCGCCAUCCAGGUGGAGGACUUUAAUGACCACUGCCCUGUUCUGACCAAUCACACACAGACGAUGUGCACCUUUCAGGAAGUAUUAUAUGUCACUGCAGAGGACAAAGAUGAUUUUCCAAAUGCGGGUCCUUUCACAUUCAUCGUCAUCCCUGAAGAGACAGAUGGAAAAUGGAGUGUGGAGCAUUUAAACGAUACAACAGCCAUGUUGAAGCCACUGGAGGACCCGUGGCCAGGUCCUCAAAAGGUGACUAUGGAAAUUCGUGACCAGCAGGGGGAGUCAUGUCCAGAGAAGCAGGUGCUAAAGCUGGAUGUAUGUAGCGCUAAUCGGGGUCAAUCGAAGAGCUCAGUACUUGGCGGUGCCGGAAUUGGUUUGCUUCUACUAGGAUUCCUCACGCUAUUACUUAUACCACUUCUACUGCUUAUGUGUAAAUGCGGAGGUAGUCCCCUGAGCGGAGACUUCACAGAGAUGCCUUUUGACACUAAAGAGCAUCUGAUUUCCUACCAUACAGAAGGGCAGGGAGAAGACAGGGAUGUGAACAUGAUCAUGAGUGAUAUCGAUGCUGCUGGAAUAAACUCGACCAUUAACAUUCCCUCAAAAGGUAGUAUUUUGGGGACCAUCGGAGGAGCUUUUGGAGCUGGAGGGCUUGCUGAUACGGGAUACGGGAUAAACACCAUAAGUGGAAGUCGCAGGUAUAAUAGAGGGGAAUACAUAGAUGGAAUGGGCAUUGGAACCCAUGGCAGCAGUGGGAUUAUGAUGGAUCAGUUUUCCACGUAUGACAGCGGAAUGGCCCUCAGCGAAGUGUUCUUGAAUGAUUACUACACAAAUAAAAGUCAGGAGAUAUAUGCCACAACUGAAGACCAUCCGAAUUCAUUCGGGUUUGAAGGUCGGGGCUCACCUGCGGGUUCUGUAGGCUGCUGCAGUGACUUGGCAGGUGACAAUGAUCUGGAGUUCCUUAACAACUUGGGUCCAAAGUUCACUACUCUAGCUGAGAUAUGCGGAGGCACAAUAUCGACAACGGCUGCUCCCACCCCUCCUCCUCCAAAACCCAUCAUAGAUCACUCUGAAACAAUUUCCACGCACACCAACAUUGGCAACACUGUCAACAUUGCAGCCAAAGUCGAAGCACCUUCUUCCAUGCGUUCAGAGGAGAACAUGGUAGUUACAAACACCCAUGUAGUGUCUGACAUGAAUCCAGUCCAGACUCUAAUCAAUGUUCCCACCCAGACCUUGAUGAUGCAGCAGCAACCAAUGUACUACAUGAUGGAACCUCAAAUGUCUAACACUGUGCUGUUAGCUGAAAGGCCUGCCAUGGGACUAACCCAGGGGAUGUAUGUUCUGAACAGCGCUCCAGUGACCGAUAGAGUCCUGGUGCAGGGUGGUGUGGCAGCACAAGGCACAAUUGGUGGUGGUGAGAGAGUGGUUUUGUUGGAAACCCAUGGAGGAUCCACUACAGCGCUGAACACAGGCAUGCUCCAGUCAGCUCAUUUGUCUGGAUCGCAGCUGUUGAUGGUUGAUGCAGGUGCUCAAGGUGCAGGUGGCCAAGUUCUUCAAGGAACACUGCAGAGAGGGGGCAUCUCUGGCUCUCAAGGUGUACUGUUGAUGGAAGGGCAAGGAGGGACCACAUUCCCUGGAUCUCUCCAAAGAAGUAUUCCUGUCCCUGGAGGCUCUCAGAGUAUGCAGUAUGUAGUGGAGAGGCAGGGAGGGACUUCAGGUGGCUUCACUUCUGGAGGCUUCACUUCUGGAGGCUUCACUUCUGGAGGCUUCACUUCUGAAGGCUUCACUUCUGGAUCCAUGCAAGGAGGGGUAAUAAGUUCUUCCAGGACCAUGAAUGGGACUAUUGGAUUGAAUGCAAACACUAUGCCAGGACCUCAAGGCUCUAGAAAGGUUGUUGUCCAAGAGAAGAAGGUUGUGAAAACCAACAUGUAAUGAUGGAUACACAUUCUAACACUGAACACAACACCAGUAGUCUGAGGUAAAUGUCCUCAAUGCUCUUAAAAUACAAGCAUUAGAUACUCAAAAGUUCUUAUAUACAUCAAUAGUUCAUACACUGUACGCAUAUGUCUCGUCAUCCUUUUUUAUUAAUUCACUUGUGUAAUGGGUUGUUGUUGUUCUGUUUUAUUUCUUUGGUUAAAUUUUAUUUGUUUGGGUGGUUACUGUGUUUUUUUGGUAUUACAAAC